CCGGGAGGAGGGCGCGCGCCCAUCCUUUUAGCACCGCGAGAGGCGCCGGUGUUUGGAGCCGUGGCACCGGCAUCGGCUGACUCUGCUGCCUCCAGCUAGUUAUUUCGUCCUCUUCCGUUCUUCACCCCUACACCUUGAAGGUGAACUUCUCACCUGAGGGCUGUACAGACUAGUUUGAAAAUGGAGAGCCAAGAACCAACGGAAUCUUCUCAGAAUGGCAAACAGUAUAUCAUUUCAGAGGAGUUAAUUUCAGAAGGAAAAUGGGUCAAGCUUGAAAAAACAACGUACAUGGAUCCUACUGGUAAAACUAGAACCUGGGAAUCAGUGAAACGUACAACCAGGAAAGAACAGACUGCGGAUGGUGUCGCGGUCAUCCCCGUGCUGCAGAGAACACUUCACUAUGAGUGUAUCGUUCUGGUGAAACAGUUCCGACCACCAGUAGGGGGCUACUGCAUAGAGUUCCCUGCAGGUCUCAUAGAUGAUGGCGAAACCCCAGAAGCAGCUGCCCUCCGGGAGCUUGAAGAAGAAACUGGCUACAAAGGGGACGUUGCCGAAUGCUCUCCAGCGGUCUGUAUGGACCCAGGCUUGUCAAACUGUACCGUACACAUUGUGACAGUCACCAUUAACGGAGAUGAUGCCGAAAACGCAAGGCCAAAGCCAAAGCCAGGCCUUGCUGAAAUGUUCUCCUUCUGUUUAUUUCCAGGGGAUGGAGAAUUUGUGGAAGUCAUUUCUUUACCCAAGAAUGACCUGCUGCAGAGACUCGAUGCUCUGGUAGCUGAAGAACAUCUCACAGUGGACGCCAGGGUCUAUUCCUAUGCUCUAGCGCUGAAACAUGCCAAUGCGAAGCCAUUUGAAGUGCCCUUCUUGAAAUUUUAAGGCCAAAUAUGACACUGGCCACUUUUGUAAACGAGACCACCAGGCCUUCUUCACUAAGACUUUGUAUUCAACUUAGUUUAAUAUAGAUUUGCCAUUAGCUUUUUCAUAAAAUAAAAGCACAGAGCAGA
This is a messenger RNA of Symphalangus syndactylus (siamang), 1004 nucleotides long. RefSeq names its product nudix hydrolase 5 (gene NUDT5). NCBI's taxonomy places the organism in Eukaryota, Metazoa, Chordata, Mammalia, Primates, Hylobatidae. The record is from RefSeq and is a predicted model, not a curated record. Gene Ontology annotation, cellular component: nucleus. Gene Ontology annotation, biological process: ribose phosphate metabolic process; nucleoside phosphate metabolic process. Gene Ontology annotation, molecular function: ADP-ribose diphosphatase activity.